AUGGCUCGCGCACGACUCUUGAGACUAUCCCUGUUAGGUCUCAACUACAGCGUAGAGCAUCUCCGUUUUUCUCUUAAAGCUCAGCCCCAUGUCUACAUGGUAGAGCUCUACAUCGGCACGCCCGCCAAAAGGAAAUACUACUUAGUCAUGGACACUAGCAGUGACAUAUUAUGGAUGCAAUGCAAGCCAUGCAUUCAUUGUUGGAAACAAACUAUGCCGAUCUUCCACCCGACCAAAGAGUCGAGCUCUUUCGACCCGAUACCAUGCAACCAUACGUUGUGCGAUUUGAAUGACCCAGAUAAGAAAUGCGUUAAAGGCCAAUGCCACUACAAUAUCGACUAUAACGAGGGCUCUUCAUCGAGAGGUGUCCUCGGCUCUGAGACAUUAGGUUUCUCUUCCGACAGGUCGCAAAAAGAUGUUGUGCGUAAAUUUGUUUUUGGUUGCGCAAAUGAUAACAAAGGUUUCUCGAUGCCAAAGGAGUUGUCAGGAGUUUUCGGCCUCGACAUGGAGCCAUUAUCACUGGCAAACAUCAGUGUUGCCGGCCAUCGCCUCGGCUUCACGCCAAACGAUUUUGCUCUUCGCAAAGAUGCUCGAGGGCUAGUGAGAGGGGGCUUUUUUAUCGACUCGGGCUCAACAUAUACCGCAUUAAGCACGGGAGGCCCGUAUGAGCGAAUAAGGGAGGCAUUUAGAGCACACUUCAAGCAACUUAAGCUGCGGUCGGCGAAUCACAGUUCAUUUGAGGUUUGUUAUAGAGUGCCGCAUAAGGGGGUUAAGGGGGCAUUGCCGAGCUUGACGGUUCACUUUAGCGGCGGCGUCGAUUAUACAGUGGCACCACAGAAUGUGAUGGAGGAGAUGGAGAAGAAUAUAAUCUGCGUCGGCAUAGUAGGUCGUCCAAAUAUGAGCGUUCUUGGAGAACAUUACCAAUACAAUCACCAUUUCUCGUACAAUGUCAGAGAGAAGCGAUUAUCCUUCGCUCCUGCUGAUUGCAGUCGAGUUGUAUGA
Molecule: messenger RNA, 1002 nt
Organism: Ananas comosus (pineapple)
Lineage: Eukaryota; Viridiplantae; Streptophyta; Magnoliopsida; Poales; Bromeliaceae
Product: aspartic proteinase nepenthesin-1-like
Exons: 2
Coding region: 1-1002 (333 amino acids)
Cellular component (GO): extracellular region
Source: RefSeq, a predicted model, not a curated record